Messenger RNA from Sabethes cyaneus, 1586 nucleotides. RefSeq names its product ubiquitin-like-conjugating enzyme ATG3 (gene Atg3). The record is from RefSeq and is a predicted model, not a curated record. Bases 289 to 1266 code for a protein of 325 amino acids. Gene Ontology annotation, molecular function: Atg8-family ligase activity. NCBI's taxonomy places the organism in Eukaryota, Metazoa, Arthropoda, Insecta, Diptera, Culicidae. Gene Ontology annotation, cellular component: cytosol; cytoplasmic ubiquitin ligase complex. The transcript has 5 exons. Gene Ontology annotation, biological process: autophagy of mitochondrion; nucleophagy; autophagosome assembly.
UCCAUUCAUUGACGGCAGCAUUUCAUUGUUUGUUAUUUAUCGAAAAUCUCCGAGACGAAAAUAGGAUACGCACAAGAGUGUUCUAUCCAUUAUUUUUGUAAAAUUUUUCUUAUUGUUGAAGCUACUAUCUGUUCUAUUUAAAAGAAAGAGUGAAAGUUUAUUCUUUUGUGUGAUUACUAUUGUUUGGGCCGCUAAGUUCUUGUCACAAAGGCUUGGCCGUUCGACUGAAUUAAGUCUAAUUUGUUUCAAGUGGUUUCUCGUUCCGUGCACAGUUAACACUGAUUAGACAUGCAAAACGUAAUAAAUUCGGUUAAGGGAACCGCACUGGGAGUAGCCGAAUAUCUGACUCCAGUACUGAAGGAAUCUAAGUUUAGAGAGACUGGAGUGUUAACACCGGAAGAAUUCGUUGCGGCUGGCGAUCAUUUGACCCAUCACUGUCCCACUUGGGCGUGGGCAGUUGGGGAUGAUAGCAGAAUUAAGCCAUAUUUGCCAAAGAAUAAGCAAUUUUUGAUUACGCGAAAUGUACCAUGCUAUAGGCGCUGCAAACAAAUGGAAUACGUUGGUGAGGAAACGUUGGUUGAAGAAAGUGAUCAGGAUGGUGGUUGGGUGGAAACACACCACUAUAAUCCGGACGAACCGUCCGGAUCAGGUUUGGACGACAAGGUAUGUGAGAUGACCUUGGACGGUGGUAAAACGGACGACGAUGACAUUGCCGCCGAUAUGGAUGAUCCAAAGAAUUUGGAAGAAGCUGAUGAAGACGGGGAAGAGGGUGCAGCUAUCGAUAUGGACGAAUUCGAAGAAAGUGGUCUGCUGGACGAAGACGAUCCUUCGAGAGCUACCGUGCCAGUAGAAAACGUGAAAAAAAAGGUCACCGAUACCGACGGAGAUUCGGUCGUCCAUACAAGAACCUACGAUUUACACAUCACCUACGACAAGUACUACCAAACGCCACGCCUAUGGGUGGUGGGUUACGAUGAGAAUCGUAAGCCGCUGACGGUCGAGCAAAUGUACGAAGAUGUGAGCCAAGACCAUGCCAAAAAGACGGUUACAAUGGAAACACACCCGCAUCUACCAGGCCCAAACAUGGCGUCUGUUCAUCCUUGCAAGCACGCUGAUAUAAUGAAAAAAAUAAUUCAAACCGUGGAGGAAGGUGGCGGCGAACUGGGAGUUCACAUGUAUCUCAUCAUCUUUCUCAAGUUUGUUCAAACGGUUAUUCCCACUAUCGAGUAUGAUUUUACGCAAAAUUUUAACAUCACUAAUAAGUAAAGCACCCUUUCACGUAACGUACUGACGAUUGAUAGCUUAAGGCGAGAAAAGGAACAGCCAACAAUAUCGCUACUCAAAUGCGCACUACCUAUACGAUUCAACUGCAUGCUGCAUAGCUUGAGCAUCAUUUUCCAUUAUAGAGAAGCUUCAAUCGUUGAUGCCAAUUAUAGUUUUUUUUUAUCGAAGCAUGUUGUAAGCUGCAAACACCACGAUAUUAUGAAAUGGAAUAAAAAAUUGUGAAAAGCAAAAAUAUUACGCAGGGAUCGCAUUCUACGAAAGAUGGUCGAUGUAAAAAAUAUUUUGAAUACAUGGAAUGAAUA